Tetranychus urticae (two-spotted spider mite) is the source of this 1161-nucleotide messenger RNA. RefSeq names its product alpha-crystallin A chain-like. NCBI's taxonomy places the organism in Eukaryota, Metazoa, Arthropoda, Arachnida, Trombidiformes, Tetranychidae. Gene Ontology annotation, cellular component: nucleus; cytoplasm. Gene Ontology annotation, biological process: protein refolding; response to heat. The record is from RefSeq and is a predicted model, not a curated record.
ACUCUUUAAGCCAGAAAGUUUCUCGAGCUCUCAAGUAUUUUCCUGGAAUUUCAUUGUUUUUUGUUUGAAUUAAAUGGCCUUAAUCUAACCCGUCAAUAAUCCUGUGUGCCCGUUGUGGUAAAUUGAAUUAGUGACUGAUGACAUAAAUCAUUAUCCAGAAGAAACUCAAGACUUAAAAGAAAGUUCAGGAAUGUAUUUGACAUUUCUAGAGACUUCCAGUAAUGUGAGUGAGUUAGUAUAAAACUGGUUGCUGCUUCACUCAGCUGGUAACAGUAAACAGUAAAGCAACCAGUAAAAACAAAUCUAAACCUCACUUGCAAACUUCAAACUUUCUUACUUUUUCCUGUGUUCCUAAUCUUGUGCUUUCAAUUUAUAUUUUGUGCUCAACAACAAUCAAAGUCUAUUAAAAUGUCUCUUGUUCCACGACUCAUUGAUACAAUGUUCCGAGAUCCAUUCGAUGAUAUCUAUCCAAUCAUCGCUUAUCGUGAACCAGUUAUGGAUUACCCUAGACGAUCAUGGGGUCAAAUGAAUCGUGCUCUUCGUCAAUUAGACCAAUUGUCUAAGCAUCUUAAUCAAGAAAUGGCAACAAUCAAGGAUUCCGAGGAUAAAUUCGAGGUUAAUGUUGAUUGUGCUCAUUUCAAACCAGAAGAGAUAAACGUUAAACUGUCUGACAAUAAUCUGGUUGUUGAAGCUAAACACGAAGAAAGAUCUGAUGAACAUGGUUACAUUUCUCGAUCAUUCAAGAGGCGAUAUGUUCUUCCAGAGAAUGUGGAAUUGGAGAAACUUCAGUCAAAUUUAGGAGUUGAUGGUGUACUUUCAAUCAAGGCUCCAAAGAAGGUUGUCAAUGCUGUUACAGGAGAAAAGAAGAUUCCAAUCACUUUGACCAACCAAGUCCAUCAACCAGUUGAAAGUGGUGAUAAAGCUCAAACUGAAAAGAUGGAAACCAAAUAAACAAACAAAUCAAGCCAAAGAUAUUGAAUCAAAAUUAAAUUCUGGUCCAAUCUCUAAAUUUAGGUUUUUGAAAUUGUUGUAUUGAAACAUGAGCUUUUUUAUGCAAAUGCAUAUGUGAUACUCUUUUAUAUUGUAAAGAUCUCACUUUACUCAUCUUAUUGUAAUUGUGAUCAUAAUUACAAUAAAAUUAUUUAUUAAUAUUUAAAAAAA